This is a messenger RNA of Pelobates fuscus (common spadefoot toad), 1385 nucleotides long. RefSeq names its product probable endonuclease 4. The record is from RefSeq and is a predicted model, not a curated record. Gene Ontology annotation, cellular component: nucleus; mitochondrion. The transcript has 9 exons. Gene Ontology annotation, molecular function: phosphoric diester hydrolase activity; zinc ion binding; DNA-(apurinic or apyrimidinic site) endonuclease activity. Lineage: Eukaryota; Metazoa; Chordata; Amphibia; Anura; Pelobatidae. The coding region runs from base 138 to 1223 and encodes 361 amino acids. Gene Ontology annotation, biological process: base-excision repair.
UACUGGAUGGGUGGGAAUCAUGGGAAUUGUAGUCCCUAACAGCUAAUGUGGAGUGCUGGAAUAGCUGAGAAGCAGGCUAAGUGAACACCCAUUCUUACAAGCUGUGUGUGCAGGCUGAUACCCCUCUGAUAUUUUACAUGAUCUGCUUUGUGAAUGUAAUGUCUCUUUUUGUGAGUGAUAUGGAGGAACAAGGAAAACAACCCCCAGUAGCCAAAGCACGCAAGAGAACAACGAUCAAAGGCACACAAAAGAAAAAAAGGAAGGCAACAAAAAAGCCAGAAAUUGAUGUAGCAAAAAGCAAAGAGGGCAAAACCAAUGAAAAUUCCCUAACAUGUCUUGACCCCCGGGAGAACUCUCACAAAUACGUAGGGGCACAUUUGUCUAUACAAGGUGGAAUUUGGAGAGCAGUAGUUGAAGCCAAGCGCAUUGGUGCUAGAGCUUUUGGAAUGUUCCUCAGAUCACAGAGGUCCUGGAAAAGCAAAAGUCUGGAUGAAGAGGCCGCUGAAAAAUUUAUAACCACUUGCCAAGAAUAUGGAUUUGAAUCCCGGUAUAUUUUGCCUCACAGCCCAUAUCUCAUGAACUUGGGGUCACCCAAGGAAGAUGUGUUUCUGAAGAGUCGAGCGAUGCUGGUAGAAGAGCUGGCUCGGUGUAUGCAGUUGGGCCUUACCUUGUACAAUAUUCAUCCAGGGUCCCGUGUGGGUGCUAUGUCUGUUACAGAGUGUGUGAAACGCAUAGCAGACAGCAUCAACUAUGCACAUUCUCACGUGUCCGGUGUUACUGUGGUCCUAGAAAACAUGAGCUGUCAAGGUAGUACAAUUGGUGGUCGAUUUGAGGAACUGCGUGAAAUUAUAGAUCACAUAACAGAUAAAUCCCGUAUUGGCGUGUGCCUUGACACAUGCCAUGCUUUUGCUGCUGGUCACAACUUGACACAUGACGCAGGGGUACAGAAUAUGUUGGAUGAGUUCAGCAAGAUUGUUGGACUUUCUUACCUUAAAGCGGUACAUCUAAAUGACUCUAAAGGAGAAGUUGGCUGCCGACUGGAUCGCCAUGAGAAUAUUGGGCAAGGUCACAUAGGAGUGAAUGGAUUUAGACAGGUUAUGAACGAGCCCCGCUUUGAUGGCAUCCCCAUGAUACUUGAAACACCCUACAACUCCAAUUUUGAAGACCAUUCUAAAGAGAUAGACCUGCUCUACUCAUUGUGUGAAACUACGUCAAACAGCUAAUUACUCAUUUCACUUUCAGAGUUUUUGAAAAUACUGUAAUGACAACCUCCUGUUCCCUAUAUAAUAAAAAUGUAAUGUUAACCCCUCAAAGGUUAGGGCAUUGUAGAAGGUUCACAAAUGUAUAUGUAAAAAAUAAAUAUUAAUAGAAGGUAACAAGUUUAA